AUGAUUAUCGUCCUGCUGCUGCUGUUCCAAUCGCUGUGCCUCUACUGCCAACGCCUGGUGCUCUACGUCCACGACCGAUGCUUCCCGAGGAACGUGCGCCUGCUGCAGGAGGUGGCCGAAACGGUGGGCGAUCGUAAGGCGCCACAGCGCCUGGCGGAGCAGCAGUUGGAGCAACAGAAGCGCAGCCAGAAGCGGCGCAUCCUCGAACCAAUCCUUCCGCUCGUGGGUGGCCUCAAUUCCGAGGCCUGUCGCUUUUGUGCCCACAGUCCGCAGGGCUACUGUCGCCAUCACUUCCAUCUGCAGGAGCUGCAGCUGCACAGGCAGAGGGGUUCCGGUGGUGAGCAGGAUUUCCGGCAGAUUCGCCGGAUCAAGCGGGAGCUAAAGCGCACUAUUGGCCAGCAGCAGCAGCAACUGCAGCCGACGAGAAGCUAUCGUCCAGUCCGACUGAAUUCCAGCUGGAGCAGCAGUUCCCUGAGCAGUGGUUACGCUUCACUGACCAGCGUUGGAUCGCAGGAGGAGGCGUACUUCGAACAGGAGAUUAUUGAGGACGUUCCACUGGAGGAGGAAGUGGAGCUGCAGGACCUGACGCAGGAGGAUAUCCAACAGCCCCUACUAACCACUUACUUGUAGAUAA
Drosophila simulans is the source of this 634-nucleotide messenger RNA. RefSeq lists its product as uncharacterized. Bases 1 to 630 code for a protein of 209 amino acids. The transcript has a single exon. NCBI's taxonomy places the organism in Eukaryota, Metazoa, Arthropoda, Insecta, Diptera, Drosophilidae. The record is from RefSeq and is a predicted model, not a curated record.